Pistacia vera is the source of this 2087-nucleotide messenger RNA. Its product is annotated as probable polyol transporter 4. Gene Ontology annotation, molecular function: carbohydrate transmembrane transporter activity. Gene Ontology annotation, cellular component: membrane. The transcript has 2 exons. Gene Ontology annotation, biological process: transmembrane transport. The record is from RefSeq and is a predicted model, not a curated record. Bases 89 to 1648 code for a protein of 519 amino acids. NCBI's taxonomy places the organism in Eukaryota, Viridiplantae, Streptophyta, Magnoliopsida, Sapindales, Anacardiaceae.
UCAAUUUACGACAUUUGCAAGUCAAGGAUAACCAAAACGCCUUCUGUUCUCUGUGUUGUGUCUGAAAAACAGGCGAAAUAACAGAGAGAUGGGGUUGGUGGGUGUCCAAGAAAAUGGUAGUGGAGAAAUGGGAAGGAAGAACAAGUACAAGAGAAUGGAUUCUGAGUUGACAGAGUUUGAUGAUGAUAAUCUUCAACUUCAUGAAGAUAGGAAAAAUACUACCAGAAAAUAUGUUCUUGCUUGUGCUGUUUUUGCAUCUCUCAAUAACGUUCUUCUUGGAUAUGAUGUAGGUGUCAUGAGUGGAGCAAUCAUAUUCAUUCAAAAAGAUUUAAAGAUAACUGAGGUACAGCAAGAAGUUCUUGUUGGAGUCUUGAGCAUCGUUUCGCUUUUUGGUAGUUUAGCGGGUGGGAGAACAUCAGAUGCCAUUGGCAGAAAAUGGACCAUGGGCUUAGCUGCUGUUAUCUUUCAGAUAGGUGCAGGUGUGAUGACACUAGCUUCUUCAUUCCAAACACUGAUGAUAGGAAGAUUCUUGGCUGGGAUAGGAAUUGGCUUGGGAGUCAUGAUUGCCCCUGUGUAUAUAGCUGAGAUAUCACCUACUAUUGCUAGAGGAUUCCUUACUUCAUUUCCGGAGAUUUUCAUAAAUUUAGGAAUAUUACUAGGUUAUGUUUCCAACUACGCGUUUUCAGGUCUUUCAGAACACAUAAGCUGGAGGGUAAUGCUGGCAGUGGGAAUUCUGCCCUCAGUGUUUGUUGGGUUUGCUCUAUUUAUAAUCCCUGAGUCACCAAGGUGGUUGGUGAUGCAAAACCGAGUAGAAGAAGCAAGAUUAGUGCUUCUGAAAACAAAUGAGAUUGAGAAUGAGGUUGAGGAGAGACUUCAAGAAAUUCUACAAGCUGCUGGAAUUACUGAUGGAGAGAAGUAUGAAGAAAAGGCUGUGUGGCGUGAACUGUUGAGCCCUUCCCCAUCACUAUGCCGGAUGCUAAUUGCUGGGUUUGGAAUCCAGUGUUUCCAACAGAUCACAGGCAUAGAUGCAACAGUCUAUUACAGCCCUGAAAUUUUCAAAGAAGCUGGGAUUGAAAAUGAUACAAAACUUCUUGCUGCAACAGUUGCUGUGGGUGUUACAAAGACUGUCUUUAUACUGUUUGCCAUGUUGGUUAUUGACAAAUUGGGGAGGAAGCCCUUGCUCUAUAUCAGCACAAUUGGAAUGACUAUUUGUUUGUUCAGUUUAGGUCUUAGUCUCACUUUUCUUGGAAAAGGGCAAGUCGGUAUUGCCUUCACAAUUUUGUCUGUUUGUGGAAAUGUAGCUUUCUUUUCUCUUGGCAUGGGCCCUGUUUGCUGGGUUUUGACAUCUGAAAUCUUCCCUUUACGUCUACGUGCUCAAGCAGCAGCACUUGGGGCUGUGGGUAAUAGAGUGAGUAGUGGCUUGGUUGCUAUGUCCUUCCUUUCUGUCUCUCAGAAAAUUACAGUGGGCGGAACAUUCUUUAUCUUUUCAAUUGUUUCGGCGCUUUCCAUUCUCUUUGUCUACAAAUGCAUUCCAGAAACAAAAGGAAAGUCCUUGGAGCAGAUUGAGUUGCUAUUUAAGAAUGAGCUUGACUGGCAAGGAAGUGAAGUUGAGCUGGGAGAUGUUGAGCAACUUGUGCAGAAAGAAUGACUAAUGAGAACUUGUGAAGGUUCAUUCAAUGAGCCCACAUGUUACUCUUCUUAUGAUUCAGUGACUGGAUUGCAGAGAAAGAAAAUCAUUCCAUGUCCAUUGAAUUUUACACACAUAAUGGAGCUACUGUCAAUAUGAACACAUGUAUCCAGAGGUAAUCCUUCCUGGCAUCUAUACGUGUCCAUGAGCGAAGGUGUUAGGAUGUGAUCAGUUAACGCUGCUUGAGUUGUAUUCUUUAUGUUUAGUCAGAGGCAUACCUAAAUUGAUUACAGUAAUACAUCCCUAUUAGGUUGAAAACAAAUAUGUUAGUCAGAGAAUGUAAUAUGUUUCUGGCAUGAAUUGCUGAUAUUGGUUUUUGUUUUAGGUGCUAGUCUUGUGAAUUGUGAUUAUUUUUUGGAGAACUUUCAUUUGAGAGUGUAAUUAAGUUGGUUUCUCUGUA